AGUUGGGAUUGGAGACAAAAUGGCGGCGCCCAUAUGAGUGGUGCUAUUGACUUUCCUUUAGAUUUUGAAUGUUUUUUUCCUCCGAUAGCAUUUUCAGAUCGGUUUCUUUGAAGUGGUAAACAGAAACUGAAGCUAUCAUUGCUUUUCUUGGAGUAAUAAUAUAAAUAAUCGUAGUUUCAGUUUUGUUACUAUUGUGCUGUGUAACCUAAGGGGGAUUUAAGCUUUUUGAACGUGCUAAACUGUCAGGCGUCCGAUGGCUUUUCUGGGGAAUCUGUUGAGGACGAGUCUGUUGAUCUUCAAGUCGACAACACAGUCAGUGAGAGACUUCCACACAGGGGGCUGCAGACUGAUCCGGAUGCACGCCAUCCCCGCUCCAAAGCAGACGGACAGAUGGACAGAGAAACGGAGCAUGUUCGGUGUCUAUGACAACAUCGGGAUCCUUGGCGACUUCAAGGCCCACCCCAAGGACCUGAUUGUGGCUCCCCGUUGGCUGAAGGGUUUCCGCGGCAACGAGCUGCAGCGCUGCCUGCGGAAGAGGAAGAUGGUGGGCGAACGGAUGUUCGCGGACGACCGCCACAGCCUGGACAAGCGGAUCAAGUUCCUGUACCGCAGAUUCAAUCGCUACGGCAAACAUCGAUAGCCCGCCGGCAAUCAAUAAACGUCCUGUUCUGUGUUCCA
Lepisosteus oculatus (spotted gar) is the source of this 678-nucleotide messenger RNA. NCBI's taxonomy places the organism in Eukaryota, Metazoa, Chordata, Actinopteri, Semionotiformes, Lepisosteidae. The record is from RefSeq and is a predicted model, not a curated record.